This is a messenger RNA of Carcharodon carcharias (great white shark), 4142 nucleotides long. RefSeq names its product E3 ubiquitin-protein ligase RNF183. Gene Ontology annotation, biological process: protein ubiquitination. Gene Ontology annotation, molecular function: ubiquitin protein ligase activity. The transcript has a single exon. Lineage: Eukaryota; Metazoa; Chordata; Chondrichthyes; Lamniformes; Lamnidae. The record is from RefSeq and is a predicted model, not a curated record. The coding region runs from base 65 to 838 and encodes 257 amino acids.
GCUUUAUUUAAGUCAGGAAGAUUUAAAGCAAAAUCCCCAUUUCCCCCCGUUAUUUUAAGAUGUCAUGGCAGAGGCGGAGGCAAGUCUCCCAGCACCGGAUACAGCAACCCCUUACGAUGAAUACGAGUGCAAAAUCUGCUACAAUUACUUCGAUCUGGAUCGCAGGGCGCCCAAGAUCCUGGAGUGUUUGCACACGUUUUGCGAGGAGUGCCUGACCACACUGCACGUCAGGGAGGAUCGGCCAUGGCGAAUUGCCUGCCCCAUCUGCCGGCACAGGACAGCCGUGCCCGACUACAGGAUCCACAACCUGCCCAAUAACACCAAGGUCACCGAGGCUUUCCCCCUCUAUGUGGGGGCCGAUCCUUUGCCCCAGGAUGCCCUGCCUCCGACGCCCCAACUGCAGAGGUUCAGCCAGCAGCCCCAGGCUGAGCGCUCUCACCAGCCUCAGGCUCAGCAGCAGCCCAGAUCCAGCGCUGCCCUGCCUCCCGAGCUCGCCACCCCUUCGGCAGCCGCGGGCAGCCGGCAGUCCCCGGGACCCUCGGCGCCUUACGAGAGCUGCCAGAACUGCAAGCGGGCCGCCCUGACCGCCGGCUGCGUCUGUGUGGUCUUCUCUUUCCUCUCCAUGGUCGUACUGCUCUUCACCGGCUUGAUUUUUGUCAAUCACUAUAACAUCUCACCCUCGCCAGUCGGCCCUAUCUGCCUGUCAGUGGCCAGCAUCUUAGCCUUGUUCUCAGUGGUUGUCACGUGGGUGAUCUGCUGGCUCAAAUACCGCCCCGAGAGCAAUGGGCAAGUGAAUAACAGAGCACCCGCUCCCUCAUCAGCCAGAAGUAACACUUAGCACUUGGGAUGAAGUGCAGUUUGUUUUAUUACAACAUGACCGAUUGGGGAACAAAGACCUUUUCGUGUAUGUGCUUUCAUCCAGUACUGCUGCAUGCCCAGACGAAAGGUGUCCGAAUUCCUUCACUCAGCACCUUGCCCUUUACGUAUCACACGACAAAACUUAUUUAGAAUGACUGAUGUUUAGCUUGUGGGUGAACUAACCAGUUACGAUAUGUGUAUCCCAAAGGCUGGCCAUGCUUGUACUAAUAACGGAUAUUGCGUACGUUGUAUUGUGUUGAAAUGUACAUGUUCAAGUUGUAUCAUAACUGAAAUAUGCAUCCUUAGAUUUUGAUAAUGAAAGAAUAUAUUAUAUGUACAGUUUAAAAAGGAUAGUUGUGGGUGUUUAAAGUCACUAACUUUUGGUUUCCUGGAUUGUGAGUCACAAGGAUGUCAGGGAGUCUGGGCGAGAUGAAAGAUUUCGUUAUGGGAUUAGGUUUGCGGCCACUGAUAUCCCUUGCAGACAAUGGCUCUUUUUCGAAAGACUGCAGACUAAUCAAGGCUAAUGGCCGUCAGAAAGGCCCUUUUAAAUCAGAAUAUAUAUAAAUAGAUGUACUGUAGUUCAAUCGAAUGGAACCAGAUAGUGACUGUUGAAAAAUCUGAGAAGUGGUUACACAAAACACCAAAGGCCACAAUAUGUCACUGAUUCACACAAGUGCAUUCACAUAUCAGAAGAAAUCUAUUUAUGCGUAUUAGUCACCAGUAAGUAUUAUUUGGAAUCAUGGUAAUGUGGCUCCAUAAAGAGAACAUAUAUACGUCUCUAGAUAACCACAGUUCUCACCAGACGGGCAAUAGAUAUGUAAGAACUUACCCCAUAGGGAGCUUUAUAAGUGUAAGACAGCAAAAUGUAGAUUGAUAAAAUUAUGGAAAUAAUGCAGGUAAAAUGGAAGCUUGAACAUAUGUUCGGAUCGCCUUUAAACAUCCAGGUGGAUUUAAAUUAAAGAAUACAAUUUCAAAACAAGCACGUCAAAUUGUCAGCUACAAAAUGCUUUGAGUGCCUGACAAAUUUGCUGGAAGUAACUUUUAGGUUGCAGUUACCUUAAUUUCUCUGGGUCUUUAGAGGCCAGAAGAGUAGCCUGUGAUUACAUAAAGGAACUGCCUGAAUUUCUGGAAUGAUUACGUCGCAUUUAGGAUCUGUAAUUUUCAUUUUAUUAAGUUGAGAUCAGUUUUUAAUAAGUGACCGUUGGCUCGGACAAAUCUUAUUCUUUCCUGAAUGUUUAGAUUGAACCAAAAUGGAAUAUUGAGCUCAAAUUUAAGUGCGGGGUGUUUCCAAUGAAGCAAUGUCCUUUAAACUGAUGCAUCCCCUCGACGAAAUGUGUACAAACUAAAGUGAAUCUGGAGGCAAACACAUGCCUAAAAUGUACACAUGACAAGGAUUAGCCCAUUGGCCAAAGACCGUGACGACAGGAAGCCAAUCGGACUGGUGGGAACUGCACCGUCCAAAUGUUUUCACGGUCUCUGAACUGUGGCCUUUGAAGUGAUUGUUUUAUAAGUACAGUAUAAUUUAGGACGCUUGUGAUUAACCAAACGAAAUGACCCCUUAUAGAAAUUAAGGCCAAACUAGUGGGUUUUCUAUUUCUCUAGUCCUGGUAUGAAGAUUGGUUUCCCUAAUGGUUCAGGGAAGUUAUCUAGAGGUUGAAGUAUUUACACUGGGGUAUUCUUGGUUGAAUUCCUGGCCAGCAUUGAGUUAGCUGAGUUUAACUGGGCCAACAAUUGGUCUUUGCAUUCCUGGGUUAAGGGCAGCAAAGUGAGCCCAUCGUCCUGUUCUUUUACUGUAAUUGCCAUCUACCAACCCUCAUUUCGAAAUUGUAUGUGUAUGUGUGAGGCAGAGAAGAAGGUAAUGGGCUCGAUAAUAAUACCUCCGCAGUUGAAUCUACCAAAAAGGUAUGAGUGGCUAUUUGGAUCAGGUGCUAAAGGGAGCCUAGUACCAUGACAUAACAAAGAAUUAAUGCUGUCGGGGUAGACGGAAAGAGGAAAUAGAAUGGUCUACAGAAGUUGUAUUCCUGACCAGGUCCUGAGAUAUUCUAAAAUCACAGUAGGCUUGGCAUUAUGCCCUGCUGUGGCAAACUAACACAUGGAUGUUUAACGCACUGGGUUCAAAUUCCCGGCUGGUCGUUUAGCGGACAAAUAGAACAAUUUAAACUAAAUAAAGUCUUUCCCUAAAGUAGUGAAAACAGCAAUUUCCUGGGAGUGCGUUAAACGUCAGGCGGCUAUCCUACAUAAUUUCAAGGUCAGGAGUUUUUUUUGAAGUCGAAGAAAAUAUGCCUUAUGCCGAGCUGAGGCAGUGAAAUUAAAACGUUUGCUGUGGAAAACUAAAUUUUGUUUUCCAGACCAGCUGAACCUUUGUACAGUGUUUCCUUUAGCUUAACAUAAAUGUUAAUAAAGGCGGAAACGCCUUUAUCGAAAUAUUGUAAUUGCACUAGAUAUAAGCGAUAUUUAUGCGAAGCGUUUUCUCAGUUUCUUAUAUUUCCGCCCUUCCUGUUAGCCAGCCUUGCAUUACAGGUUCGUUCUAAAUGUGGAGUAUAUCAAUAAAAUAACAUGUGAUUGUUAGAUAUUAGCCAAGCCCAUAUCCCGGAUAUACGGUGAAUAAAGGGGUUGAGAAGUUUAUAAAGCAGCUGUAUUAUACCAUUACAGACAGUUUUUCGCAACACAUUGGUUGAAAUUCGAUACCCUGAAGAGCUUAGAAUGAUUUCUUUAAAGAUAGAGACGGCGAAAACUGAAGCAAACCCGUUGGAAUUCUGUUAGAAAAGGUGAAUGGUUUCGUUCAGAAUAUUGCUGAGAUUCACUCGUGCAUUUGUAUUUUGACAUGAGCACAAUGAACUCUUUCUAAAUUGUAAAUGGGUAAAGAGUUUUUUUGCAUUGGGAUGUGUUUGGUGUAGUACACACCGCUUUCACAAUGACAACUGCUUUUCAGUCUAAGUGUGGAAAUGGGUGUUACUAAAAGAAAACACAUGGUAUCAAAUGAGUAUAAAUUGCACACGUUAGAUAUUUUCAAUUUCUAAAUAUGAAUGUCAAAUUUGUGUAACUUAUUAUCUAGAAACAACAUACAGUUCAACUCUACGGAUUGAAUCUAGGCUGGCCUAGAUGGCUUUUUUAAAAAGUGUUUCUCUCUCUUCCAAUUGCUAAGUGUAUGAGGUUUUCUUUGCUUGUACUUUUCUUUCAGUUAACCAAAGUAACUGGAAAUUGCAGGAAGUAGAAAGGUUAACGGAAAUUGUAAUGCUUGGCUAUUUUCAACUACACUCAAACUGUUGCUGGAACAUUAAAAU